AGGGGUGGGGAAAUUUCUAUUGCUCUUCUUGUCGGUGACAUACGGUAGAGGGGUUGGCCCUGCUUUGGUCCACCUGCCAGAGGAGUUUAAAGUUUCCGAGGCUCAGACGAACACAAUGACUUGGAUCAAACCGUCUAAAUGAGAAGGAGGGUGUUUAUUCUGCCGCCGGGAAGCCGUUAAACUUCUGCCAAGCUUACCAUCCCUCCCUCUCUCUCUCUCUCUUUCCUCUUUUAUUUUUUAUUUUUAUUUUUUUGAUGGGUCCACGCGGCCUCCAAACUCAACCGAUUGGCCAAUCUCCUCUUGCAUUCACCAGAGAUUAUUUCUGACAACCGAGGAUAUUCUGAACGCUUGGAGACCUAGGACUGGAAAACGAAACGACCGGCCAAUGUGGUCACAGCGUUAUUUCGGGUCGCAUGCUACCAGAUGGGCGCUCAGUGAAUGGCUCAGGGAUGUGAAUGGGCAGUUUAAAAUAUGAUCCACCCCCCACGCCCUAUAAUGCUAAAACAGGUUUGAUUCCCCUCACUUUUCUUUUGGUUUAGAAGUAUCCCCUCUCCCCCCUCCCCCCAAAUCCUUCUGGCGACGUCAAUUAACUCAACUUUGCAGUAGAACCGACCGAAAAGGAGGAGGAGAAUGAAGCAACCUGGGUCGUUUUAGCAAGUGUUUGGAGACGACGUCGCAGAGGCCCGGGUGGCUGCGGGUGAGACCGACCGCGGCCCGUGUGGAUCCCGGGUUGGACACUGCGUUCGUGGCUAUGGCGCUCCCGGUUCCCGGAAUGCACAGAGGAUAGAGACCCGGCCCCAGGAGGGAAGGUAGGGACCUAGGGACUGGUGAUCUCACGGCCGCUUUAGAGGCCUUGGCUGCCUCCCGUCGGCUACAUUUAUUAUCCUUAUCACUGAUCUCGAAAAAAGUCAUGGAAGACGGCCCGCUGCCGGACCUCAGGGACAUCGAACUGAAGCUGGGGCGCAAAGUACCCGAGAGCCUGGCGCGCUCCCUCCGUGGGGAGGAGCCGGUUCCCGGGGAGAGGGACCUGGACCCCCGCGGGGGCGGCGGCGACGGCUGCGGCAGUAGCAAUAGCAGUGGCAACUGCAGCUUCCCCCCUUCCUCGUCUUCCUCCUCCUCGUCCUCCCCAACCUCCGGCUCCCUACGACGUAGCCCCUCCGGCACCCUGGAGAGGCUGAAAACCAAGCUUCACCUCCUCCGCCAAGAGAUGGUUAACCUCAGAGCCACAGAUGUCAGGCUCAUGCGCCAGUUGCUCAUAAUCAAUGAGAGCAUUGAGUCCAUUAAGUGGAUGAUUGAGGAGAAAGCCACCAUUACCAGCCGAGGCAGCAGCCUCAGUGGCAGCCUGUGCAGUUUGCUGGAGAGUCAGAGCACCUCCUUACAUGGCAGCUACAACAGCCUACAGGAUGGCAGUGAUGGAAUGGAUGGCAUCUCUGUGGGAAGCUAUCUGGACACUUUGGCAGACGAUGUCCCAGGUCAUCGGACACCAUCAGACUUGGACCAGUUCAGUGACAGCUCCAUAAUAGAGGAUUCACAGGCACUAUCAAAGCAUCCCAAAUUGGAUUCUGAGUACUACUGCUUUAGCUAAUGACCCAGGUUUUUUGUUUUGUUUUCUGCACGGGACUGGUGUGCAAUUAACUUGUAUGCAUUCUUCUACUCUGCUGCUAUAUUUUUGAUGUGAUUUUUUUAAUGAGGCAACCUUUUUAAAGAAGGUUAUUUUCAAAGUGCUUAAUGACAUUUCUGUUGCUCCUAACAUUGCUCAUCUAGACUGAUUUAUUUUUCUCUAUCACAUCUUUAUUUUUAUUUAUUUACAGUUAAACAUUCUCCCUUCUCUUACAGUAGCAUAGACAAAAGUGGCAGGGGAAGAAUAAGCAAUAAUGAUGUCUUUGCUUUUGUUUUCAGAGUAAGGGGUCAGGGAUUACAAAGAAAGCUUUGCUAAAUUUUACAAUAAACCAAAGUAUGAUCACU
Perognathus longimembris pacificus (Pacific pocket mouse) is the source of this 1965-nucleotide messenger RNA. RefSeq names its product leucine rich adaptor protein 1 like (gene Lurap1l). Gene Ontology annotation, biological process: positive regulation of canonical NF-kappaB signal transduction. Lineage: Eukaryota; Metazoa; Chordata; Mammalia; Rodentia; Heteromyidae. The transcript has 2 exons. The record is from RefSeq and is a predicted model, not a curated record. Bases 911 to 1585 code for a protein of 224 amino acids.